AUGGCGUCACCUUCACAGCAGUUGCCGCCAGGUUGGGCUGCAGAAUGGGACGCAAACAACCAGCGGUACCUCUUCAUCGAAACCGCUACCGGACGUUCGCAAUGGGAAGUGCCUGUCGCAGGAGUUGCAGGGCCGGACGGUCCUAUAGACUCACCAUCCGCAUCUCCUCCCCCGACGAACCCACAACAUCACGCGAAGCGCCGUCAAUACGCUGCUGGCCAGACGCAAGCUUACUAUGGAAGUGCUGAUGGUUUGGGUCCCACGGCAUACGGGACUGCGCCCCAACAGCCGCAGCAACCAACGCAAUUGUUCACCCCAGGGCUCGCGGUGGAGAACCAGUUCCAGCAACAGCAGCAGAUGCAGAUGCAGGGCGCGCAGGCCUCGUACUUCUCUGGGGCGCAAGCCGAACCAGAGUACAUCAAUGCGCCCGGGUUCGGCCAGCCACAGGCGCCGGUGGGCGCGCUGGCGGACCAGUUCGGGCAGAUGAACAUGGGGCAGAAAUCGCUGCGGUUGUAUACGACAAACCUGUUGACGGCACCACCGGACCCACGAGAGCUGCAGCGGUCACCGCCGGACAUCUGCUUGCCACCGAACGCGUGCAUCUCGCCGUCGCCGUACGCGAACGCACCCGCGUCGUACCAACGGUCCACGUUGAAUGCGAUCCCGGUGUCGAGCUCGCUGCUGAACAAGUCGAAAAUUCCGCUCGCGCUCAUCAUCACGCCCUAUCGGUCGCUCAAGGAGGGAGACGACCCGGUACCGGUCGUGUCGGACACAGUUAUAGCGCGUUGCAGACGAUGCAGGACGUACAUCAAUCCGUACGUGCAGUUCAUUGACGGAGGUAACCGCUGGCGAUGCUGUAUGUGCAACAUGUCGAAUGAAGUUCCACAGUUGUUCGACUGGGAUCAAGUCCGGAAUCAACCUGGAGAUAGGUGGGCGCGUGCAGAGCUGAACCAUGCAGUCGUCGAAUUCGUCGCGCCUACAGAAUACAUGGUUCGACCCCCCCAACCGGCGGUGUACGUGUUUUUGAUUGACGUCAGUCAUGCUGCUGUUCAAUCUGGCAUGGUGGCUACUGCGACACGCACUAUACUUGAGAACCUUGACCGCAUUCCGAACGAGGAUAACAGGACCAAGGUCGCGAUUGUCGCCUUUGAUGUUUCGCUGUACUUCUUCUCAUUGCCAGCUGGUUCGAGCGAGUCAUCCAUGCUCGUCGUCUCCGACAUUGAAGACGUUUUCUUACCGAAGCCAACCGAUCUUCUCAUCAACCUCACAGAUUCUCGCCUAGCUCUUGAGGCGCUCCUCGGCAGGCUCAGUGAUAUGUUCCAAGACAACCACACCAUUGGAAGUGCAUUGGGCCCUGCGCUGCAGGCUGGUUUCAAGUUGAUGGCUCCUAUUGGUGGCAAGAUCAUGGUCCUCACGUCCAGUCUGCCCACCCUGGGCGCUGGCGCCCUGAAGAACAGGGAAGACCCGAAGAUCCUUGGCACUAGCAAGGAGUCGGGGCUUCUACAAGCCGCAUCACCCUUCUACAAAACGUUUGCCAUUGAGUGCUCGAGGGCCCAAGUGUCCGUCGAUAUGUUCCUUUUUAGCGCCGCGUACCAGGAUGUUGCAACCCUCGCUUGCCUGCCUCAUUACACCUCUGGUCAGACCUACUUCUAUCCUGCGUUUAACGCCUCCCGCCCCGAAGAUGCUGUUAAGUUCGCGCACGAGUUUGGAGAGGUCUUGGCUAUGCCGAUCAUGCUGGAGGCUGUCAUGCGUGUUCGUGCAUCAAAAAACCUGCGUAUGUCGUCGUUCCACGGCAACUUCUUUGUUCGCUCUACGGACCUACUCGCCAUGCCUGCCGUUCCUCAGGACCAGUCGUAUGCUAUCGAGGUGCAGAUCGAGGACACCAUAACUGCACCCUUCGUCGUGUUCCAGACGGCCGUAUUGCACACGACAUGCUACGGCGAGCGCCGCAUACGUGUCAUCACGCUCGGGCUGCCCACUACGAACAACCUCUCUGAUGUCUUCGCUUCCGCAGAUCAAGUCGCACUUGCGACCCUGCUCGCGAACAAGGCGGUCGAGCGCUCCCUCACACACAAGCUCGAGGACGCUCGCGAUGCGCUCAUGGCGAAGAUGGUUGACAUCCUCACCGCAUUCAAGGCAAACAUGACCGCUGGCGGUGCAGGCGUUAGUGCGCAGUUGGCAAUCUCGGAGAACCUGAAGAUGCUACCUGUCCUUGUCCUUGGUCUACUGAAAAACGUUGGGAUUCGGCAAAGCGCCCAGAUUCCUCCGGAUUUGAGGGCGUAUGCCCAGGCGCUCCUGACGACGAUGCCCUCGCAGCUCCUCGUACCUUACCUCUAUCCCAUAUUCUACUCGCUACACAACAUGCCUCCUGAGUGCGGAACUGUUGGAGAGGAGGGUGUUAUCAUGCCCCCACCUCUUCCUCCAACGUCAGAAAGGCUUGAGAGACAUGGACUAUUCCUUAUCGAGGACGGCCAGACGAUCUUCCUGUGGGUUGGGCGGGAUGCCGUUCCUCAACUGAUCAUGGAUGUCUUUAACCUACCGAACUACGAGGUAUUACGAGGUGGGAAGAUGACAUUGCCGCUCCUCGACAACCCCUUCUCGCAGCGUGUGAACGCUGUCAUUCAAAAGACGCGUGAGAUGCGACGUGGGCCAUAUUACCCACACUUGUACAUCGUCAAGGAGGACGGCGAGCCCCCGCUGCGGUUGUGGGCUCUCAGCUGUCUCAUCCAGGACCGUGCAGAUGUCUUGCCCAGCUAUCAGCAAUUCAUAUCUCAGCUGCGGGACAAAGCGAAUGGGAGUUACUGA
This is a messenger RNA of Sparassis crispa, 2805 nucleotides long. Its product is annotated as Protein transport protein. NCBI's taxonomy places the organism in Eukaryota, Fungi, Basidiomycota, Agaricomycetes, Polyporales, Sparassidaceae. The transcript is spliced from 14 exons. Gene Ontology annotation, cellular component: endoplasmic reticulum exit site; COPII vesicle coat. The record is from RefSeq and is a predicted model, not a curated record. Gene Ontology annotation, molecular function: zinc ion binding; SNARE binding. Gene Ontology annotation, biological process: endoplasmic reticulum to Golgi vesicle-mediated transport; COPII-coated vesicle cargo loading; intracellular protein transport. The coding region runs from base 1 to 2805 and encodes 934 amino acids.